Messenger RNA from Symbiodinium natans, 1647 nucleotides. The record is from the annotation of a GenBank genome assembly. Lineage: Eukaryota; Dinophyceae; Suessiales; Symbiodiniaceae.
GCCCUUCAGAACGUCACGGUCGGCGACGUCAUCUCAGCCAUGGGAUCUGAAGCCCAUAGUCACGAAGCACUGUCGCGGCAGACGCAUCUGGCAAUCCUGAUCAACGGACGAUGGCAGCCAGAAGAGCAGCCAGUCGACUGGUGCGACAGCAUGCUCGAAGACACGUGCGAGGACUUGGAGAGCAGAGACCACUCGAUUCGCGACUCCGAACAGGCGGACUUCGAGGACGGGUUCGACGACUGGGACUGGGUCGACAGUGAGAUGCAGCGCGAAGCCGAGGAAGAUGCGCGUGAGAGAGUACAGUGGAGCAAAGAAAUGGAAAUCCAGAAUGAAUACCGCCAGCGUCUCGCCAACAUGACUGUGAAGUACCUGAACAUGCAAGGUAGCGAAAUCCACACCUCGAAGCCUUAUCCACUCUGCCAUGUCGAACCGUGCGAGUCUUUCCGGGAAGCCUGGCUGCACACUUUGCACGAAGGAAACAGCCCAGAUCGCCGUCUCUCCCUGCGCCAACUACGUCUCAGACGACAAGAAAUUAAGAAGCCUAUCCCGGCGGAAACGCUGCAAUAUCGCAGCGCCAGGGAAGUCUUGCUUCACGAUUUGGACAGCGGUCCUGCAGGACCCAUCCCCCUCGACACCACGAAGCUGGUCUUGGGCGGGGGCGUGAUCACAGACACCUGGAGCUGGCGUGAACUGUUGGGUCACAGCUUGAGCAACGACGUCGUGCACGUGCAAGUUGUCUACAUCUCAGAGAAAGCCACAGGUGCAAAAUCUGAGGAUUCAGGAUUCGUUGCCAUGGCCCCUUGUCAUCGGUGCGGCUUCGGGACAAGGAGCGGCAGAGGACAGGGAUGGUGCAGCAAUCCGCAGUGCCGCCAAGCCGAAAAAGAGGAGUGCCUGGCCCAGAAGAGCGCAGAGAAAAUUGUUUGGCAGCAACAACGGGCAGCGCAGGGAGCGGGCAGUCGUGGACCCUUGCGCGAAGAGAACAGCAGAAAGGCAGAGCGCCGACAGCUGCAUGAGGAAAGGGCGCGGGCAAAGGCAGAGGAGGAAGCAGGCGGCCGUGGACCUUUGCGUGAAGAAGACAGCAAAGAAGCAGAGCGCCGACAGCUGCGUGAGGCAAGGGCGCGGGCAAAGGCAGAGGAGGAAGCGGGCGGCCGUGGACCUUUGCGGGAAGAAGACAGCAGAGAAGCAGAGCGCCGACAGCUGCAUGAGGCAAGGGCGCGGGCAAAGGCAGAGGAGGAAGCGGGCGGCCGUGGACCUUUGCGGGAAGAAGACGGCAAAAGGGAAGAGCGCCGACAGCUGCGUGAGGCAAGGGCACGGGCAAAGGCAGAGGAGGAAGCGGGCGGCCGUGGACCUUUGCGGGGAGAAGACGGCAAAGAGGGAGAGCGCCGACAGCUGCGUGAGGCAAGGGAGCGGGCAAAGGCAGAGGAGGAAGCGGGCGGCCGUGGACCUUUGCGGGAAGAAGACGGCAAAAGGGAAGAGCGCCGACAGCUGCGUGAGGCAAGGGCGCGGGCAAAGUCAGAGGAGGAAGCGGGCGGCCGUGGACCUUUGCGGGAAGAAGACAGCAAAGAAGAAGAGCGCCGACAGCUGCGUGAGGCAAGGGAGCGGGCAAAGGCAGAGGAGGGAGUGGGCGGCCGAGGGCCCAGGCCUUGA